CUCUACGGCUACAUGGCGAUGGAGCGGCCCCCGAGCGGCCGCCUCUGCUACCGGCCCUGCCCCGACCCGGCGGCCGACCGGGGCCACCGCAAGCGGACCUACUCGCUGACCACCCCGUGCCGGCAGAGGCCCCCCCCGCCGCAGCUCUCCUCCGCCUCCCUCGACGAGUACACGCUGAUGCGCGCCACCUUCGCCGGCAGCGCCGGCCGCCUCUUCCCCUCCUUCCCUGCCGCGGCAUCCCCCAAAGUGACCUACACCCCCUACCCCGAGGACUACGGGGACAUCGAGAUCGGCUCGCACCGCAGCUCCGGCAGCAGCAGCACCAACCUGGGGCCGCCGGCAGGGGGGGGGGAGGGAGGAGGAGGAGGCGGCGGUGGGGGAGAUGAUGAUGGCUACAUGCCCAUGACCCCCGGCGUGGCCGCGGCCCUCGGGCGGGGGAGCCGGGGAGGAGAUGACUACAUGCCCAUGAGCCCCACCAGCGUGUCCGCCCCCAAGCAGAUCCUGCAGCCCCGGCCGGGGGUGGGCGGUGGGUCCCCCGGGAACGGGAGCAGCUACAAGACCAGCUCGCCCGGGGAGAGCUCCCCUGACGACAGCGGCUACAUGAGGAUGUGGUGUGGCUCCAAGCUGUCCGUGGAGAGCUCAGACGGGAGGCUGAGCAACGGAGACUACAUCAAUAUGUCCCCUCGGGAUCCCCACCAUGGGCCCCAGGCUCCCUCCCUCACCCCCCCGGACUUCUUCUUCGCCCCUGUGGGGCACGGGGCUGGCGAGCCCCUCAAGCCUGGCUGCUAUUCGUACAGCUCCUUACCCCGCUCCUACAAGAGUCAGGGCCUGGCUAAGGACAGCGACCAGUACGUCUUCAUGAACUCCCCGGGGAGGAUGAUCCCGGAGGAGGCGGUGUGCGGCACGGGUCCCUCCCCGGCCGGCACCUUCGCCCCCUCCAGCCACACGGUGCCUUCGCCCCUGCGGCACAGCCGGACCGAGAGCUUCCUGAGCCAGCGGUGCCAGCGGGCGGUCCGGCCCAGCCGCCUCUCUUUGGAGACCUUGCGGACGAUGCUGCCCAGCAUGAACGAGCACCCCCUGCCUCCUGAGCCCAAGAGCCCUGGGGAGUACAUAAACAUCGACUUCGGCGAUGCCGCUGUCUAUUCUCCCCCCUCGCUGCCCGCCGACAGCCCAGCCUCCUCCCUGGGCUCGGGCACGGGGCAGAGGCGCUCCCCUCUCUCCGACUACAUGAACAUUGACUUCGGUUCGCAGUCGCCCUCCCAGUCAGGCACGGUCUCGGUGGGCUCCUUGGAAGCACUUUCACCAGGCUCUUCUUCCAGCACCAGCCAGCCCGACGGGCGCUACCUGAAAGCGGCUGUGGGGGUGACUUGUUUGUCCAGCCCGUCUGACGGCGGGGAUUACACCGAGAUGACCUUUGGCAUGGCCACCACCCCGCCCCAACCCAUCGUUCAGAAGCCAGAAAGUGCCCGGGUCACCAGCCCCACGGCUGGGGUGAAGAGGCUCACCCUCUCGGGGGUGGAGGCUUUCAUUCUUGCCAGCCCGCCCCCGGACCCCAACCGCGGGGCCAAGGUCAUUCGGGCCGACCCCCAGGGGCGCAGGAGGCACAGCUCGGAAACUUUCUCCUCCACCACCACUGUGACCCCAGUGUCCCCCUCCUUUGCACACAACCCCAAAAGGCACAACUCGGCCUCGGUGGAGAACGUGUCCCUCAGGAAAAGCGAAGGCCUGGAGGAGGAGCAGGGCAGCAGCCCCAUGUGCCGGGAGACCUCGGCCGGCUUCCAGAACGGCCUCAACUACAUCGCCAUCGACGUGGUGGACGGGACCCUGGCAAACUGUGACAAAGCCAGGUCGAAAGCCAGGCACGUCCUGAAAGGAGGUAUCAACGGAGUGGAGACGAGCGCCUAUGCCAGCAUAGACUUUCUGUCUCACAACCUGAAAGAAGCAAGUGCUGUGAAAGGAAGUACAGGAAGAUGGAAAAGAUGAGAGAUCCACCGUUGGCAGAGCGAGCUUUGAACCUAAUUAAGACGAGAGGAUUGUUGAAUGAAAUGGCAAAGUUUUAAAGGAUGAACGCUUACUCUGAGUGACUCGAAAGGUUGGGGGCAGAGUGUUCCUUGUCAGUUGCUUUUAUUUUUGCUGGAGUCAUUUUCAGGAUUCGUGUGUCUUGACCUAAAUCAGUGCGGAUGCUGCAACUACUGGUGGUGUUGCCAUCUGAAAGGCCAGCUUUGGGACUGCAGCCCAGGACACUGGCAAACGACUGUGCACGUUUCUUUGCAAAAAAAACUGAUUUUUCACAGAAACAAGGGGUUUGUCUUGAGCCACCUAUGGCUACAACUGCAAGCCAGGGGGUGCUGGGAAGGAGAGAUUUCCACAACAGUCUCCAAACUGCAGAACCCAAGGCAGAGGGGGAGCAGGGGGAGGGGAGCGGGAGCCAGUGACAGAGAAAACCUGGCGUGGAUGGCGGCGUUUCCAUCAGCCAGGCAGAAAGCAGGAGUAGAGCAGCCGAUCAGUCAGAUAAGCUGGGGGAAUUGACUGCUGUCCUUCUGACAAAGUAAACAAAAGGGUAAUGCGAUAAACACAGCCACGUUAAUUUGGUACACGGUGUACAGAGGAGAGGGUUUAAUUGUAUAUUUAUCCACGGGUGGUUAUAGACUUACUUUAAUAUGUAAUCUGCAUGUGUAUUUAUUUCCCCCGUUUCCUUUAAGCUUAUAAAUGUCGACCGCAUCCAGAAGCGUUCUGGGUAAACUCGUCGAGGUUUAAUCUCCACGUAGGAGGCAAAGCUCUCCUUCCCAUCCUUCUGUUUCCCUGAAAAAUGUGUCCGCCUACUGCGCAUCGGUGCAGUCUCGCUGUGCUUGGGGAUUGCUGUAGCCAAUAUCAGGCCAGGGCGGUAAGAAAAAACUUGCACAAGCAUCCCUCAGCAGUGUUGUGGGUUACAUGUCAAAUGCAGGGUUUCAUGCCAGUUGUGUUUGUGGCAGACUGACUGGGAGAGUCAUAGCAUGGGAAAGUCGGACUAGAUCACAAAGAAUCUUAGGAGUGUAUGUAGGAUCGACUUUUGCAAAUUUCUGAGCUUCUCUUUUGUUUUUUGUUAGGACUACAAACUGAAGUUUGUUUGCAGAGCUGCUUCUGCCACUGUUAAAAAGAUGAUUUAGUAUUGUGCCAGUGUAUUUAAAUAUCCAAAGUUGUGGCUUGGGAGUUUGCUAAGACUUUCAUAUUUCUCAGAGAAAUACAUAGACAAUUUAAAGAAAACCAUUUAUGAGCAUAAGGAAGAGUAAACUUAAUCUAACACAGAAGUAAUUCUGAUAGAUUUGAGAGAAUCUAAUUUAAUAAAGUAAUGGUUUGUACAAGAGAUUGCUUAUAUUGUAUAUAGUCAGCAUUGUUUACUUAGCUCUUUGCACUUUUUUCAGACGUUGUUUUUGAAUAUAUUAUCAAAGUGGGAAGCUUUACUUCUUCAAAACUAAAGAGGGAGUUUUCUAGGGAUUUUUUUUUUUUUAAACAAUGGAGGAUCCAUACAUGUUUAGUAGUUGGAACAGGGGAACAUCUCAGAUACAGGAUAUAUGAACGUUCUCGUUGUAAUUCAGUGUAAAAUAAACUUAAAAAAAAAAGGAAAUAAUUGAUUUGAAUGCUUCGUAAAGGCCUGUAGCAAUCAACAUGUUUUCAUGUGGAUAAAUAUGUGAAUGGAAAUUAUCUGUACCAUUUGGGGGUGGCUUAUUUUCACGUGUAGCUUGUCUCCUCUGUCAGUACCUGACCUCUGCUGUAGCAGUGCUGCGCUUCUGGGAUUCUCUUCUGUCGCGACAAGAGCAAGCUCCUGCCGCCACAAUAGCAGUCAAAACAGAAAAAUCAAAAGGUUGCUCGAAAUCAUCAGCGCAUUUAGUUUUACUGUACUCUGAAAGUGUGCAAUUGCUUAAGAAUCUGAGAAAAGCUUGCCUUCGUCCAACAUGUAAAUAAAAUAAUACUGUUACUGGUCAGUUAAAACUCUUGUUACAUGCUGAUAAUUAGCUAGCCUUUGUUCUUAAAUGCUGAUUGCUUUUCUGCUUUAAAAAAGUAUGAAUUGUGUAUGGUUUUCAUUAUUUAUGGAGACGUUGACGGUUAUUUUCUCAUAUAGUGUAAAUUAUUUAUUCCACUGUAUUUAUGACAGAUCACACCCAACAAUGAGCUGAGUUUUUAUGGUGGAUCUUAGCUCCAUUGAAGUCAAGUGGGAGCUUUGUCUCGAUUUCAGUGGGGUUAAGAUUUUACCCUUUGUGUGUAAUCCUGGAAUUCCUAAGUAGAAUUCCCAUUAAAUUUAGUGGGUGUGUAACAGGGAAUUUUGCUUGUCUGAAAACACCAUACUUGGGUGUGUUAUCUUUAAUUCUGUUUUCUAUUAACAAAAUGCUCUGUAACUUUUAAAUGCUUCUAGUAGUUGGUCUAAUUUUCCAAAACUGAACAGAUACUAUGUAUAAUGAUGCAAAAAAACCGAGGGUGGUUUCCUCCUGUGUUAGUUUCCUUUGUCUUGAUUUAUUUAACGUAGUCAUCAUCUGUAAUGCAUCUACUUAAGAUCGUAAUAAGGUGAUUUUUGAUAAUAAUGAACCUCCCUCUUGUCAAUUAGCUCUUACUUUUGUGAGGGUUUUAUGAUUGCGCCUAAACAAUAAAAAGCCUAUCUUAAGAAA
This is a messenger RNA of Oxyura jamaicensis (ruddy duck), 4640 nucleotides long. RefSeq names its product insulin receptor substrate 2 (gene IRS2). Gene Ontology annotation, cellular component: cytosol; plasma membrane. Gene Ontology annotation, biological process: insulin receptor signaling pathway. Gene Ontology annotation, molecular function: insulin receptor binding; phosphatidylinositol 3-kinase binding. Lineage: Eukaryota; Metazoa; Chordata; Aves; Anseriformes; Anatidae. The record is from RefSeq and is a predicted model, not a curated record.